Molecule: messenger RNA, 3937 nt
Organism: Aethina tumida (small hive beetle)
Lineage: Eukaryota; Metazoa; Arthropoda; Insecta; Coleoptera; Nitidulidae
Exons: 15
Coding region: 1-3813 (1270 amino acids)
Source: RefSeq, a predicted model, not a curated record
AUGGGUGAAUUAAUGAGAACGACCAGUUUUAGCAUUUUUGGCAAACAAAUUAGCAGUCAACUAAGCAUAUUUUAUGACGAAGACAUAGUUCAAAGUGAAUCAGUGAAAGCCUUACAAGAUUUUAUCUAUGGCGAUUUUCCUUGUACUGAUGAUGUGUGCCGGAAACACAUUGACACUAAUAAACCCCAAAUCACCAAUGAAUGUUGGGUGCCCAAUGAACUUUGUAAUCACUUUGAACAAAAAUCUAGUGACAUUAAAGUGGAAGAAAAAAUCCUCAACAAAAGAAAAAGGGAGCAUGAAGAUGUUUUGAAUAGAAUGCAAACAUGUUUUGUAAAAGUUAAUGUCAAUAUUGAAAAUGAAAUAAGGAAACAAUCGAGAUAUAUAAAACAAUAUUUAGAAAAUAUCUAUGAAGAGUGUGAGAAACGUUUAAUGAAAGAAUGCAGCUUAGAAAAUAACAUUAGAAAUUUAUCAGAAGAAACAUUUCUGCACGUGGAAAGGUAUGUGGCCAAAAAUACACGGAAUCGUAACAAAAAAGUGGAACUCUUCAUAUCAUUCCUAAUGGGCUUGGAACGUCACAGGAGUGAGAUAUUUAAAGGCCUUUUCAAAGAAGCCUACGCCACACUGAGUGAAACAUCAUAUUUGUUACCUUACAAACUUCAGGAAUAUUUUGAAUACGAGUUGCUGAAAAUUAAUCAAGUAACUUUAAAUAACUUUUAUUACUACAAUGAGCUUCAACACUUUUUGAAGUCAAUCAAUGAGAACGACUUAAGACAAUGGAUUCACCGUAUAGACAAGAUGAAACGAGAUUUCUUGUCGGAGAUCUUCAGACCAAAAUACAGAAGGAGCAAAAUUGAAUACAAGGAGUCACCUAAUAUAUCACGUGAAGUUAGUACUACUUCAAUAGGGUCAAAAUAUGACAUUAUUAGAGAAUUGGCAACUCAGGAGGAAAUUAAUAAGUUUAUUAGUGCAUCUGAAUCUCGUAUGAUGUCCUUAGGGUUUGAAGUCAACUCUUUGAUUUGUAUAAUGAAAGUACUCAACACGAGCAUCUUUUAUCGUUUCUUGAUGGAGAUUGAAGAAACUGCCAAUCGUAUGGCUCUUUUGAGAAAAUCUUUAUUUAUUACUAAAAGUGCCAAGCUGCCAUCGAUAAAGAAAACGUUGUUUCAAAACAUCAAAUACAAGCACGACCUCCGAAUAAUGAAAUACAUUUGGGAGUCGAGGUUUGCUGAAAUUGAAAAGGAUAUUGAAAACAGUAAACAGUUUGCAAAUGCCACAUCACUUCUUUGGGACCCACACUUCAGGCGAGUGGAAGAGUUACAGGAAAUCGUAAACUUGGAUCUUGAGAAUUUGCAAAGGAAAGACAGGGAACAAGCUGAAUCCGCAGAAAACAAGUUCAAUUUAGUCGUAGAUAAGUUACGACAACAACCAAACGAACAACAACUGAAGAAGACCUUAGAUGAAGCCUUCAAAAUUUUGAACUCACUGAACGCCAUGUAUGCAAAUCAUGAAAAAGCUGAACUUGCGACUGUAAACAAAUAUUUGGACUACAUUAACAUUGAAAUAGAUAUUCUACAAACUGAAAUUAAAAGGUUUCUAACAAGGUUUGUCAUUGAUCCAUUUUUUGACCCCAAAAACCAAAGGAAAAGGGCAAGCAAAACUGACUUGAUGGAAGACCCUGAUGAUGCCUUGGUGGGUAAUGCUGUCUAUUACUGUCAGUACGAAGCAAACCUUUUAAAAAACUGGGAGUUUGGGAUUUGGGAUGCCCUGAAUAAUUAUUGUGAAUCAUGCAGAAAAGAACUAAUGGACGAAGCACAAGAAUACGUUAACAAACUAAAGGGUAACAUCUUAGAAAAGAAGCUUUGGAGAGUUAAGUUUAACAAUACAAGAUUCGAGAGGAUUAAACACAUAAUAUAUGAUUUUCGUUUGGAAGAAAUAACUACACAUAAAGAAAGGUUGCAGCUUCAUGAACUAGGUGUUGAUAAAUACAUAGAAACAUUUAAGAAAAACCUUUUAACAACUUUUAACGACAAAGUUAAUGCAGUAAUAGCAAAUCAGAAAGACACCCUGACCCAAUAUUUGAAUAAUAUUAAAAAUCUAAACAAAUCUGGAGAAAUUUCUGUAUAUUUUUCGUGUGCCAACAAAAGCAAUUUGGUAGCAAAACAAAAGGUCCAGGAUAUUGUUGAUGAAUAUCGUAAUGAAUGUAGUGAAUUUGUUAAAAAUGUAAAAUACUCAAAUAUCCUGUUUAGAAAAGCCAUCAGAUUAUUCUCUGAGGGAGGCAAUUUUGUGCCUGAUGAAGUCAAAGACUUGCUCAAAAAACUCACCAAAAUUGAAAAGAAGGCUACCAAAGCCUCAGAGUCAGUACUUAAAGACAUCAAAAAACAACAUGGAAAGUUUGAGCAGUUGUUGACUGCUGAAUUCACAAAAAUAGAGCAAUCAGCAAGUGAUAAUACUAAAACGGUGCAGUUUGCUGGGAAAAUCCUUAAGACAAUAAAAAGUCUUCAAGAACAAAUUCGUAGCAACAUACUUCAGGUUAAAUUGGAGGUAAACACUCAAACUAACGUCAUUGAUACAAUUAAGACAAAAUUGGAUAACCAAUUUGGAAACCUGGCUUUCUUCGAUGAAUACAAGAAGGAAUUUGUUGAGUUGAUAGAAAAUAUUAAAGAUACAAAAAGGCGCUUGUGGCACACUGAGCCGGUCACUCCAAUAAAAAACAGUCUGUUGUGCAAUGAGAACGUUGGUGAGGAUGACGAGGAUAAAGACGACAAGUUGAGCCUCAAAUCAGACAACAUACGUCUCACAAAUUUUAUGCAAGCUUUAUUCGACAAAGAGCCCAAAGCAGUCAAGGAUGAUGACAAUUAUCUUUCGACGCUGAACAACUUGCUCUUCCGUAAUUUCAACGCCGUCCACAGGGAGGCUGAAGAAUUUUACAAAGGAUUAAACACAACAAAGAGUAGUGUGAAAGGUGAACCAACCACAGAAGGAAUCCCACCAACCCUCGAUGAUUUCAUGAUGGACGUCGUCAAAAAAUUUAAAUGCUUUCAACUUCAGUACGAAACUGAUUGGAUUGAUAAGGUGUAUACUUUUUAUAACGAUUUACAAGAUCUUAGUGAUUAUUUGAACAACUACAGAAAAGAGUUUGUUAGUAAAAUUUACACUAAUGGAGUUGUAAACUUAACCAACAAAUACAACUCCAUCAAACACGCUGCAGGUAAUGUGGUGGAAGUUACAGAAGCUGAUUACUUGAAGAUACAUGAAAAGCUGAAAGUAUUACACGGACACCCAAAGAAUAGAAACUUGCUGGAAAAGUUAAAUGAAGAAAUUUUGCAGUAUAAAUCUACUCAUGAGAAUACAAUGGAUGAUUUUCUUGUAAAAGAAAAGAAAAACUACAAAAAUUACUAUAAAGACGUGUGUGCUGAACUGGAUAAAACGUUUGACUUCUACGAGUCCCUAACAGAAGAAAUUGAGUUAUUUAAAAACUCCCCGCUGGACAUAAAAUUACAGGCUGACCGCAAAAUUGAAUUAACUGAAAAGGAAAUUGCUCAGAACGACGAAGAACUUGUGCCAGCACAAAACGAACGCCUUGCUAAUCGUUUGAAUAAAAUUUCAAGUAAGCUGUAUCAGAAAUCUGAGACCAGUAUUUACGAAGAAAGUGACUUUUCUCAGUUUAAAGAGGAUUAUCAAGAACUUUAUGACAUGCAUAGUGAAGAUGCUGGCAAUUUUGAAGACAACUUUUUACAAGUGCAUAACAAAUAUCAAGAGAUGUGGAAAUGGGACGUUAAAACAGUGUGUGACAAAUACACAGUUAAAUAUGAAUAAAAUGAAGAAAUAUAAUAUGAUUCAAAGAAGAAAAAAUUACCUAAAAAUUUGUGUUUCAGUCUUUAAAUUGUAUAAACAACAUUGGCUUGAACUUUUUUAUCUUAUAAAAUGACUUUACUUAUAA